This is a messenger RNA of Prosopis cineraria, 1692 nucleotides long. RefSeq names its product berberine bridge enzyme-like 8. The transcript is spliced from 2 exons. Gene Ontology annotation, molecular function: oxidoreductase activity; FAD binding. Bases 1 to 1692 code for a protein of 563 amino acids. The record is from RefSeq and is a predicted model, not a curated record. NCBI's taxonomy places the organism in Eukaryota, Viridiplantae, Streptophyta, Magnoliopsida, Fabales, Fabaceae.
AUGCAGAUUGCCGCAGAGACCCCAAUGCAACCUACAAUGGGUCGUUCGACAAUACUAUCACCACUCUCAUUACUUUCCCUCGUCGUGCUUGUUUCCCUCCCUUCACAAACCUCAGCUUCUUCUUCUUCUUCUUCUUCUUCUACUUCGUCUGACAACACUUUGAUCCAUUGCCUCGUGAACAAUUCUGAUCCGUCUCACCCCAUAACCUCCGCCAUUUUCACCCCCAACAAUGCCUCUUUAUUCUCUUCCACACUACAAGCCUACAUCAGAAACCUCCGUUUCAACAACUCUUACACCCCAAAACCAUACCUUAUACUCACUGCCUUGCAUGUCUCCCACGUCCAGGCCGCUGUUAUUUGUGCCCAAAACCAAAACCUGCUCAUGAAAAUCCGAAGUGGAGGUCACGAUUACGGGGGUGUUUCAUACAGAGCUGAACUCCCCUUCUUCAUCCUCGACAUGAGCAAUCUCCGAUCCAUCCAGGUUGAUAUAGAUGCUGAGACAGCUUCUGUUCAAGCUGGAGCCACACUCGGUGAAGUUUACUAUAACAUAGCUCAGAAGAGUAAAACCCAUGGCUUCCCAGCUGGGGUUUGUCCCACGGUUGGUGUUGGAGGACAUAUAAGUGGUGGUGGGUAUGGGAAUCUGAUGAGAAAAUAUGGUCUGUCUGUGGAUAAUGUCAUUGAUGCACAAAUAGUUGACGUUCAUGGAAGAUUGCUUGACAGAGAAUCUAUGGGUGAGGAUCUAUUUUGGGCCAUUAGAGGUGGUGGUGGAGCUAGCUUCGGAGUUGUGGUAUCGUACAAAUUGAAGCUAGUUCGAGUCCCUGAGGUGGUCACGAUUUUCCAAGUGGCUAAGACCUUGGAGCAGAACGCCACAGAUAUAUUGUACAAGUGGGAGCAUGUCGCUCCGAGCAUUGAUAAUGACCUCUUCAUUAGGGCUAAUAUUGACGUGGUGAAUGGUACUAAAAACGGGACAAAGACUAUAAGGGUUAGAUUCAUGUCCAUGUUCCUUGGCGACUCCAAAAUGCUCCUCUCUAUCAUGAACGAGAGCUUUCCUGAAUUGGGUUUGAAGCAAUUGGACUGCAUAGAAACGAGCUGGAUUAAAGCAGUGAUGUUCUGGACAAACAUUAAUAUUACAGAGCCGGUUGAGAUUUUACUAGACAGGACGACUCAGUUGCUGAAUCACUUCAAAAUGAAGUCUGACUAUGUGCAGCAACCUAUUUCCAAAGAAGGGCUGGAAGGGAUAUGGAAGAAGAUGAUAGAAUUGAAGGACCCAUAUGUACAAUUCAAUCCUUAUGGCGGACGAAUGGCUGAGAUUCCAGCCACUGCAACUCCUUUCCCUCAUCGUGCUGGGAAUCUAUGGAAGGUGCAAUAUCAAGCGAAUUGGAAUGAGGCGGGGAAAGAGGUGGCAGACCACUACAUAGAGUUGAUGAGAAAACUUCACGAGUACAUGACUCCCUUCGUGUCCAAGAACCCUAGAGAAGCAUUCUUCAACUAUAAGGAUCUUGACUUAGGUAUCAACAACAACAGAAAUAACAGCUACCAAGAAGGUAGAGUUUAUGGGGUGCAGUAUUUCAAGGACAACUUCGAUAAGUUGGUUCGAAUUAAGACCCAAGUUGAUCCUUCCAACUUCUUUAGGAACGAACAAAGCAUCCCUACUCUGCCCCAAGUCGCAAGGGAUAGACCAAACAAUUAUUAA